Dicentrarchus labrax (European seabass) is the source of this 2438-nucleotide messenger RNA. It is a transcript of the gene yif1b, whose product is annotated as Yip1 interacting factor homolog B (S. cerevisiae). Lineage: Eukaryota; Metazoa; Chordata; Actinopteri; Moronidae. The record is from RefSeq and is a predicted model, not a curated record. The transcript has 8 exons. Gene Ontology annotation, biological process: endoplasmic reticulum to Golgi vesicle-mediated transport. The coding region runs from base 110 to 1036 and encodes 308 amino acids. Gene Ontology annotation, cellular component: endoplasmic reticulum membrane; endoplasmic reticulum-Golgi intermediate compartment; COPII-coated ER to Golgi transport vesicle.
UAUGAAUGACUCCAACUUCCCUGGGUAGCUUGCUAACUAACGUUAGCAGCAGCUGCACCUCACUGGAGUGGGUUAACUGACGACCACUGCUCCCAACAAGCUCGUCCAAAUGGAUUAUACUGCAACUCAAAGUGGGUUCAGACAGCGUAAGUUACAGCCCAACAUGCGUCUAAGGAAUACGUCAGUGGAUGGUCCAGAAGGCAGCCAGCUGUUUGAGGAUACGAGUGGACCUGCAGCUGGAUCACAGACAGGAUACAGCAACCAGCCGGCCGGGCCUCAAGCAGCAGGAUUUCCUGCCCAGUCCAUUCUGUCAGAUCCCAUGUCCAACCUGGCCAUGGCAUAUGGCAGCUCACUGGCAUCCCAGGGACGGGAAAUGGUGGACAAGAAUCUGGACAGGUUCAUCCCAAUUUCUAAGCUGAAAUACUACUUUGCCGUGGAUACAUUGUAUGUGGGGAAGAAGCUGGGCCUUCUGGUUUUCCCUUACAUGCACGAGAACUGGGAGGUGUGCUACCAGCAGGACACUCCUGUGGCCCCGCGCUUUGAUGUGAAUGCUCCCGAUCUCUACAUUCCCGCCAUGGGCUUCAUCACAUAUGUCCUGGUGGCUGGACUGGCCCUCGGCACACAGAACAAGUUUUCUCCGGAGCUGCUUGGAGUUCAGGCCAGCUCGGCGUUGGUGUGGCUCAUCAUGGAGGUCCUGGCGGUCCUGCUCUCACUGUACCUUGUCACCGUUAACACUGACCUCACAACCAUAGAUCUGCUGGCUUUUUCUGGGUACAAAUAUGUUGGGAUGAUCAUAGGGGUGGUAGCAGGCCUGCUGUUUGGGAGGCUAGCGUACUAUCUCUCUCUACUGUGGUGCUGCGUUGCCAUCUUUGUCUUUAUGAUCCGCACUCUGCGUCUGAAGCUGUUAUCUGAGGCGGCGGCGGAGGGGAGGCUUGUGAGAGGAACCAGAAACCAGCUGAGGAUGUACCUCACCAUGUCUAUAGCAGCAGCACAGCCCAUUUUCAUGUACUGGCUCACCUACCACCUCAUCAGAUAAAACUUAGAACACUCACUCAUUGUGUAGCAGACGAACUCGGCAGUCGGAAUGCCAUCUCACCCCCCUAAAAAAAAAAAAAAAAAAAACUCAAGAAAACACACACGCACAUCAGAGAAGCUGGACUUGGAUGAAACACAACACAAGUUGUCUGGAUGAUAUCCCAUCACCUCCCAGACAUAAAGACAGAACUGCACAGACUCACUCCAUGUUUGCAUGGAGCACAACAACAACAUGCUACAAGACGAUUAGGAGAAGAUGUGAGGCAUCAUUGCCUUUUUCUCUCACAGCACAGCCCCGUGUCGUUAGUAUUGCCUUUAUUUGUCUUUUUUUAUGUAAUGUCUUCGGAAGUUUGUAGCAAGAGCAAGUGGCUUUAAGUUGUUUUUCUAUACUGUGUAAUUAUUUGUUUGUAAUUGUUUUUAAGGAAUAUUUAAGUACGUAUGUUUGUGUAUAGCAAAAGUAUUAACGCAGUUAGUGUGAUUUUUCUGAGCCAACAGAAAGAAAGCACACAAAAACCGUCCAUUUAAUGAAAAAGACCUCAAAUUCAGGUUUGAAAGUAGCUCUGCUUUGAUGUUUGACUAGAAAUACACUUUCCCUGGUUCUAAUAGUUCUUUCAUGGCUGAGAAAAGUACAAGUUCGGUCAUAAUUGGAUCUGGAAACAAGGGUUGUCUAACCAGUGUGGUUGUAGUACCAACUCCACUUCAUCUGUUUUUGUAUGUGCUUUGAUACACGUAUGAGCUCUGCUGCCUGACAGCUCUGGAAUAGAAACGGUGUAAGCCGCAUUAAGGUGUAGACCUCACGAUGAAAUGUUGAGUUGACUUUGAUAUCCUUUUAAAAAAAAAAACAAGUAAAUUAUUUACUGCUUUUCAUAUUGAAAGUCAGAUGGAAUAAAGAAAGGGAAGAGAUGAGAUGGUCUGUCCUGUGAAAAUUGCUCUAGUCUCCUUGAGAUACUUGAAAUAUUUUAAUGUCAGAAACGCUUUCUUGUGCUUUAAUAUGCUUGUAAAUCGUCUAAUGUCACUAUGAAAUGUGAUGUCUCUGCUUUUUUUUAUGUUCAAAUGCUAUUUCAAACCAGAGUAGGAUUCAUAUUCACUUAAAUUAAUUCUAUUCAAAAUUCAGUUGAAAUUCAGGAGUUUUCCUCAGAUUAAAUUUAUUGUAACGCUGAUCUCGGUUAACUUAAUAAAAGCUUUUUCCAAAUGUUUCAACAAAGCGCUCAUUUAAAUAAUAAACCUGAAGUUGCAUCAUCUCAUUAAUAAUUAUUCUAUGCAGCAGACAAUUUAAAUACUUUUUUUUGCAGGAUUAAUCCUAAAUGGGUCCUUGACUGUUAAAGCAGGCUGAAAGCAGACAACCUAUCAAAUUGAGCCACUGAAAUGAUAUGACGACUGAUGAAUAAAGUCUGAAUGAUGGA